This is a messenger RNA of Chrysochloris asiatica (Cape golden mole), 660 nucleotides long. RefSeq names its product leukocyte surface antigen CD53-like. The coding region runs from base 1 to 660 and encodes 219 amino acids. The record is from RefSeq and is a predicted model, not a curated record. The transcript has 7 exons. NCBI's taxonomy places the organism in Eukaryota, Metazoa, Chordata, Mammalia, Afrosoricida, Chrysochloridae. Gene Ontology annotation, cellular component: membrane.
AUGGGCAUGAGUAGCUUGAAAUUACUGAAGUAUAUCCUGUUUUCUUUCAACUUGUUCUUUUGGUUUUGUGGUUGCUGCAUUUUGGGAUUUGGGAUCUACCUUUUGAUCCACAACAAUUUCGGAGUACUGUUCCAUAAGCUCCCUUCCCUCACACUGGGCAAUGUGCUCAUCAUCGUGGGAAUCAUUAUCAUGGUGGUCGCCUUCAUGGGCUGCACAGGUUCCAUCAAGGAAAACAAGUGCCUUCUUAUGUCGUUCUUUGCCUUGCUGCUGAUUAUCCUUCUUGCUGAGGUGACCUUGGCCAUCCUGCUCUUCAUGUAUGAACAGAAGCUGAGUGUGUAUGUGGCUGAGGGCCUGACUGACAGCAUCCACCACUACUACUCGGACAACAGUACCAAGAUGGCAUGGGACUCCAUCCAGUCAUUUCUGCAAUGUUGUGGUGUAAAUGGCACAAGUGAUUGGACCAACAAACCACCAGCAUCUUGCCCCUCAAAAGCAGAAACUAAGGGUUGUUAUAUGAAGGCAAAACUAUGGUUUCACUCCAAUUUCCUGUAUAUUGGAAUCAUCACUAUCUGUAUAUGUGUGAUCCAGGUAUUGGGGAUGUCCUUUGCACUGACCCUGAACUGCCAGAUUGAUAAAACCAGCCAGGUCCUAGGACUCUGA